Molecule: messenger RNA, 5233 nt
Organism: Hemiscyllium ocellatum (epaulette shark)
Lineage: Eukaryota; Metazoa; Chordata; Chondrichthyes; Orectolobiformes; Hemiscylliidae
Gene: kank1a
Product: KN motif and ankyrin repeat domains 1a
Exons: 12
Coding region: 357-4370 (1337 amino acids)
Biological process (GO): negative regulation of actin filament polymerization
Cellular component (GO): cytoplasm; cytoskeleton
Molecular function (GO): protein binding
Source: RefSeq, a predicted model, not a curated record
UUUUGAGGUUGUACUUUCCUUGGAUUUUAAUAGCAAACUAUCUUUCAUUGAUGUGGGUAUUUUGGAGGUCUGGAGCUCCCAUUAUGCUUAUAUGUGGAUGUGUAGCCACUAGCCUGUAGUUGAGGUGUCACUUUACAGUCAUAUGAUCAAAGCAGUUAAUUUGGUUAGGAGGUGAUAUUCUGAUCUCCGUUUUCACUGACGUUUGCUCAGACAGUAACCUUGUCCUGCCUGCUACCUGUUCUCUACUAGGCAAGGAGUUUGACAUGACACCAACAGGUUGCAUGACUGACUGGACUUGAUGCAUGGUGGUUGCAUGACUAAUGUCUUUGUGGAUUUAUGAAUAAACAGAUGCAGAUAUGGCUCACACUGUGAUUAAUGGGAGUGUUCCAGAGAAAGGAGAAGAAUCUUUAAAUGGAGAAGAUGGAAAGGAUCCACAAUCUCCAUAUUCUGUGGAGACGCCUUAUGGUUUUCAAAUUGACCUGGAUUUUUUAAAAUAUGUUGAUGAUAUACAAAGAGGAAACACCAUAAAGAAACUGAAUAUCCAAAGAAAGCCCAAAGUGGCUAAAACACCUGCAAACCUUAGAAACAUUGGAGAUCAGGUCAGUGGAUGGACCUCAACAGAGUCCCUGUCCUCCUCCAACAGUGAAGACAGCAAAUUGUCACCAUCUUUAUUUAUUGGAGCAAGAAGCCAACACACUCCUCAAACAAGAGCUGGUGGUAUCGAGGCAACACCGGCAUUUUUAACUGUUCAGGAAAAUAAGCUGUUACCGCCACCCUCCCCAAAACCAACUGCACACAACUUCCAUGUUGAGAAAACUCUGAUGGAGACUCGUCGAAGGUUGGAACAAGAACGAUUGAUCAUGCAGUCAUCCAUCGGAGAUGCCCGCCGACCUAGGUUUGCAAGCUUUGGAGGAAUGGGCUCCACCAGCUCUUUAGCUUCAUUUACGGGACCCAGUGGACCCAAUCAAGUAUCCCCGAAUUCUCAGCAAGUUCACAACGGUUUCCAAGCAAAUGGGGACUACAAUCCUUAUUUUGUUUCAUCGAUGGGCAGUUCUAUCCGUCACAGUCCUUUAAGUUCAGGUAUCACAACACCUGUCACUAACAUCACCCCAAUGCAUCUUCAGCACAUCAGGGAACAAAUGGUGGUUGCGUUGCGACGACUGAAAGAGCUUGAGGAGCAGGUGAAAACAAUUCCGAUUUUACAGGUAAAAAUUUCAGUAUUACAAGAAGAACGCAGGCAAUUGACUGCGCAGCUGAAAAACCAAAAAACUUCAAAUCAGAAUGCUGCAUGUGGGUUCCGAAAGCGAUCCUACAGUGCAGGAAAUGCAGAUCACUUUGAACAAUUACUCCAGACUAAGCAGGGGGGAGAACUCCACAUUGACUUAGAGGAUGAAAUGGAAAGUUUAGAGCAGAGUUCCCUGAGAAUGGAAGAGUUCAGGCAACUGACUGCAGAAAUGCAAGCUCUUGAAAAGAAGAUUCAGGACAGUAGUGAUGAGAAACUAAGCAGCAAUAAAGCAUCCGCAGAACCGUUGGUAAAAAUGAAAGAAUACAGGUCCAUAGCUUCUGGAGCAGAUGUGAAUAUGAAUGAAAUUGUGGUUUACAAUCGGUCUGCAAAACUUUUCAAAGAUGUAGCAGUGGGGCCAACUGUCAAACAUACAGAUGCCUGUGUUGGGGUCACUGAGAUUCUGCUAGGUGUCACGACAGAAGCAGAGAUGGAAAUUGAACUACAACAGCAGACCAUCGAUGCGCUAAAAGAGAAGAUUUAUAGGCUGGAGGUGCAAUUAAAAGAAGCUACGCAUGAAGUGGAGAUGAGUAAACUGAAAUUAGAGCUGCAGGUUGCUGGAUCAAGGAAAAAGACAGAUAAAUAUGUCAUGGUACAACCACUGGUCUCCACUGCAUCAGUACAAGCAGUAGUCCAAACGAGAAACCAAAUGGUUGGUGACCAUGUCAGCAAUUGUGAUGCUUGUGUAGGCACUCGACAGCAAACCCACAGCAUGGGAGUCACUUGUAAACCUGAUCUCCAAGAUGUUGCUGUGGGGCCAGAUAUACCAUUGAACUGUUGGGUUGUACACGAGAAGGUGGAAUUGCAGGAUGUGUGUGUCGGUCAUCACGUUGUAAUGUGUGAUAAAACUGUGGAUUGUGGGAUGGAGAAAAGUUUCUCAGAUGUAGCUACAAACACAGAAGGGUGCAUUCAGGAUCAAGAUCUUAUUGAGAUGAGGGAGAAAGUUCUUCAAACCAAGGAAUUUAAAUCAAUUGGCUGUGGUGAUUGUUCAGUGGAUGUUAUUAUUUGUCAACCAAAAGAACUAAACUCCUCCAGUACGAACACAAUCCACAUUAAUGCAACUGAUAAAGCUGUAUUUGCAAGACCUGAAACUGCAACCCAACACACACACACAGACAUAUAUAGAUUGAAUCAGUUCACAAAUACUGAGCUAGUAACAUUUACAGACUCUACGACUAAUACACUUGUGAGCAAUUAUAAUAAAGAAACCAACACUACAGCCAUUGAAACAAGAACUGUAGCUGUGGGAGAUGGUAGGGUGAAAGACGUUAAUGGAACUCUUAAGACGCGCUCCAUUGGUGUAGGUACAACAGCCACUUAUGAUAUUGAUUUGGAGAAGUCAUCUGUUAAGACAAAAGAUUUUGGAGUUGGCCAAUUAAACAUAAAUGAGAACUAUCUUGUUGGUUUGAAGACCAGAAAUAUUGGUUGUGGUACAAUUAAUCAUCAACUUGUGACACCAAACACAAAAAGUAUCGGUGUUGGAAGUGAGGCCGUGUUUGCGACAAAAACCCAAGAGGCUGAUCCAGAGACCGAUUCCACAUUAAACCACUAUGUUGAGCGUGUGCAAAGGUUGUUACAGGAGCAGCAGAUGUUACUGGCUGAAAAUUACACCGAGCUAGCUGAUGCAUUUGGGCAGCCCCACUCACAGAUUGGAUCUCUCAACUCCCAGCUUAUCAACACGUUGACCUCAAUAAACUCUGUCAUGAAACAUGGGAACACUGAGGAAAUAAAGAACAGUGACAUCGUCAAUCCUUGUGCGGACACUGUGAUGACAGGUGAGCACAGUCCAUGUAUCCAAACUGCCAGUACUGUGCUGCCAUCAACAAAUUUGUCAACUUUGAAGAUCACUGACUCCUGUGCGACCUUACUACAACAGGAAGAAACAACUGUUUUAACCAACCAACAAGCAGCCUCUGCACAUGGUGUGCCUUCGAGCAAUACAAGUACACUCAAGUCCAUAAUGAAAAAGAAAGAUAGCCCAAGAAAGCAUGAAACAAAUGGCACAAGGAAAAACCUUCAGUUUGUUGGUGUAAACGGAGGGUAUGAGACCACGUCCAGUGACGAUUCUAGUUCGGAUGAAAGCUCAACUUCUGAAUCAGAUGAUGAAUUUGAGGAUCAAGUGUAUUCUAAGGACGAAGUUGAGAUUAAUCAUGAAAAGCUGCCAGAGGGCCCUGAUCUGUGUCAGACUGAAACCGCAAACAUAUCGAAUGAGAAAGAGAUUGCAGUGUCGGGAGGAAGUGAAAAAGAAGCUGACAAAGUGGAAAUAAGGGACAAGUAUGAGUUAAGUGAGAAGGUGUUGUCGGCUUGCAAUAUCCUGAAAAAGCAGCUCAAUGAUCCAAAAGCAAUGGCAAGCAAAGAAGUGAGACUUUGCCUGAACAAUAUUCAGCAUGAAUGGUUCCGUGUAUCUAGUCAGAAGUUGGCAGUUCCCACCAUGGUUGAAGAUUACUUGGCUGGAUUCAGGGAGAUUUCAGCAGAAGUCCUGAAAUAUGUGGUCAACAUGGCAGAUGGAAAUGGAAACACAGCCCUUCACUACAGUGUGUCUCACUCAAAUUUUGAAAUUGUCAAGUUGCUUCUGGAUGCAAACAUCUGCAAUGUUAAUCAGCAGAACAAAGCUGGCUAUACUCCCAUUAUGCUCGCUGCUCUCGCUGCAGUGGAAAAUGAAAAAGACAUGAAAAUUGUGGAUGAAUUGUUUAGUCAGGGAGAUGUAAAUGCCAAAGCCAGUCAGGCUGGUCAGACAGCGCUGAUGCUUGCAGUGAGUCACGGGCGGAUGGACAUGGUGAAAGCCCUUCUCCUCUGUGGAGCUGAUGUCAAUAUUCAGGAUGAUGAGGGCUCCACAGCACUGAUGUGUGCGAGUGAGCACGGCCACGUGGAGAUAGUUAAACUGCUGCUGGCCCAACCUGGAUGUGAUUCUACUUUAGCUGACAGUGAUGGGAGUACAGCUUUGUCUAUUGCUCUAGAAGCUGGUCAUAAAGAUAUUGGAGUCUUGCUGUAUGCUCACGUCAACUUUUCUAAAGCUCAGUCACCGGGUACACCCAGGCUCGGAAGGAAAACCUCUCCAAGUCCAACAAGACGAAGCAAAUUUGAUUGAUCCUACCUGCCAUUGACUCAGUCCUUUCUAUUAAGCUGCUAUGUAACCUUGUUAAUAUUGACAGACACUGAAUGUAAAUGUGUGCCUGAGCUCACCAGCAUAACAUUUUUUUAGCAAUAGUACAAAAGAGGUAGCUCUGCCAAUCUACUGACCAGCAACUAAACUGGAAAGUGUUGUGGAGGCUGGCAUUAUAAAGUCUUCAUUAUACACUCAGCUUGACUAUCGCCUCAUCCUAUGCUGCUGUUACAAGCCUUUUUUUGUCUCUGUUUUAAAUAUUGUCUUAUCCCCCUGCGUUAGACUACAGUGAACACUGCAAGGAAUUAUUUAGCUUUCUCCUUUUCAUGCAUCCUAUAUUUUGUCUGUAAAAGCGUUAAUUAAAACAAUUGUCAUGAUAUUAAUGGCAUUAUUUUAAAUCUCUACAUUGUAUUUAUAAUAUUUGAAAUUAUACAAUUGAGUUGGUAACGUGAAAACUUAAGUGUUGUGAGGGAUGGCCCUUGUUCAGCUCUCCCUUAAUUGCAGAAAGAUAUGGAUUUUUUUUAUAUAUCAAACAAAAUCAUUUGUACCUGUUCAAAAUUGAGUCGUACAGUAUUUUCAAACGAUUUUAUACAUACCCAAAUAAAGAUGAAUUUACAUGAAGAAUAGCAUAAGUUACUAUUGAACAUAGCUUUUUAAUUCUUUUUAGAAAUUGUUUACAUCAUUGUAUCUAAUUUGGUUUUAGUGACAUUUGAGGUAUUAUUUGUAUAUCAAUCUGUCUUUCAAUUAAAGCCUGUACAUGGUUUUCUGUGCAUAUUUAUAAAGACUGCAAUCUUGUCACCUUUAAAUUUGUCACGUGUGUAUUUAAAAGUUUGAAGUGCCUUAGAUCC